This is a messenger RNA of Triticum aestivum (bread wheat), 2474 nucleotides long. RefSeq names its product GDSL esterase/lipase ACHE. Gene Ontology annotation, molecular function: structural constituent of ribosome; protein binding. Bases 1235 to 2290 code for a protein of 351 amino acids. The record is from RefSeq and is a predicted model, not a curated record. Gene Ontology annotation, biological process: translation. Gene Ontology annotation, cellular component: ribosome. The transcript has 3 exons. NCBI's taxonomy places the organism in Eukaryota, Viridiplantae, Streptophyta, Magnoliopsida, Poales, Poaceae.
CAUCACUUGUUCGAACACUUGUCACAACAUUAUCGUACAUGUCCUUGAUGAGGUUAAUGUACUUUGUUGGGACUUUGUGUUUCUCCAAGGCCCACCACAUGACAUUUCGCGGUAUCUUAUCAUAGGCCUUCUCCAAGUCAAUGAACACCAUAUGCAAGUCCUUCUUUUGCUCCCUAUAUCUCUCCAUAAGUUGUCGUACCAAGAAAAUGGCUUCCAUGGUCGACCUUUUAACGCAUUAACGCGUGUAUAAGUCGUCUUGUCUGUUAAGCCAUGAUAACUCCAUGUAAAUCUUCUACCAGUGACAGAGUUUAGGCGCUAUUUUACCUUUUAACGCAUUAACGCGUGUAUAAGUCGUCUUGUCUGUUAAGGUUCAGUUGUCGCUUCAUUUUGUGAAUGUCAAUCUCGUGGACCUAGCUCCCAAUUAUGUUCCUCAGUUUGUAUUAGUAAAUUUGUAGUUCACACGCACUUGAAUGUCAGGGUAUUGCAAUCACAUCCAUUCUUAUGCUAUAUGUUGUUUGUUUAUAACAGACAGUUUUUGUGUUAGUUUUAAUUCAUAUUUCUGCGUACUUUGUACCUGUUCUGUUGUUUCAAUUCAUGUCUAACGUCUUUCAUUAACUCUCCACGGAGGUACUGGCCGGCUGGUACAUACGUCAGUGCAUCAUCUAUCUCAUACUCUCAGUCACAUACUCACAUCUACUCCCUCCGUUCCUAAAUAUUUGUCUUUUUAGAAAUUUCAAAUGAACUACCACAUACGGAUGUAUAUAGACAUAUUUUAGAGUGUAGAUUCACUCAUUUUGCUCCGUAUGUACUCACUUGUUGAAAUCUCUAGAAAGACAAAAAUUUAGGAACGGAGGGAGUAUGAUAAUUGGAGUAUAAUCAUCUCCAAUUACAGCCUCAUAUUUUUUUGGACAUUCAUUUACAGCCCGAUCUACUUGGAUGUGCAGAUCUGGGAGUUUGAACAAUUCACCAAGAGAAGCCAGUACAUGUAUAACAGAAUGGGUGGAAUUUAUCAUGAGAUCCUACCCAAAUCUGAGUACUUCUCCAAGGCACUGUACACCUUCCAUUUUGCCCAAAACGAUCUCACCUUGGGCUACCUCAUCAAUAAGACUACCAAACAGAUUGAGGCCUAUGACCCCAAUCCGAAGGAGCGGUUCACUGUGGCAAUGCAGACAUCGCGCUUAAUGGUGAUUGCGCACCGGAGACCCUACUCUCGCCGCGGAUAGGCAAUCCUGUCAUGGAUAGCUUCAUCGAGAUCAAUUCCAGCUCCCAUACCGUUGGUCUGCUGGAGGAGUGCCUUGUGCCCGUAGGCCGUCCAAGUGAGGAAAUCAUCUUCUCUUUGCUGUCUAACAAGGCUUGGUCCAACGUUCUCAAGUGGUUGCCAACAUGCUCGGUUGUUCCAUUGAGGCGUGUGUGCAAAGACUGGUGUGCGCUAAUUAAGAGCGAUUGGUUCAUAAAGCUACACACUAUCCACGCAAACAUGGGCCUAAAGACACCCCGGAUCAGGCUCAUCUCGGCCGUCGACGCGUUAAUCACGUAUCUAGAUGGGACGGAGCUUCGGGAGAGUGAAAUUGCUGCGUUCAUGUUUUGUGGCCCCAUGAAAGUGGUGUGCUCUAAGCCAUGCCAUGGUCUCGUGGUUGGUAGUUGCACCAUGCCGUCCUUUUCAUUUGAUUUUAUAUGCAAUCCUGCCAUGGGUUAUUAUAAGCGGAUGGAUCUAGAUCCGGAUGCAGACUCCACUUUUGCUGCUGGUAGAAUCGGACUAGGGUACGAUUCAAGGAUGAAUAAGCAUAUACGGGUAUGUCUUGUGUACCACGAGAGGAACAUGGAGACUCGGAAUUAUCGAUUGGGGUGUUUUGUCCACCUCACCGACACAGAAACAUGGAGGCCAAUCAGCCCUCCGCCUAGGCCAGCGGCCGAAAUGCAGCCUGUCUUUGUUGAUGGCAAGCUCUACUGGAUGGUUGAUCCAAAUCUUGGGACAAAGUCUUCUCUAGGGUGUGAAAUGUUGGCAUUAGAUAUUAGCACAGAAGAGUUUGAGGUGGUUUCAGGUCCCCGAUGCAGCUAUGAUCAGAUCACGUCCAUCGUCGAGCUCCAUGGUACUAUUUACGUUGUGUGCUCGGAUAGGAGUGCGAACGCAAUGAACAUUUGGACGUUGGAAGGUGACGUAUGGUAUAUUGGGUGCCGAAUAGAGCUCGGGGAGUUUUCAAACGAGUACUCGCCCGAAGAGACUGAGCCGUUGACUGUCGAUCCUACGGACAAGAGGUUGCUACUUAGCACAGGCAGGGCGCUGGGGUAGUAUAGUCCAAUGACAAAAAUAAUAGAGACCAUUCAUCGUCUGGCCGGGACUCCAGAUGGCUACAAGUUCGCUCCAGUACUCUGUGAGGAAAGCCUGAUAUGUCCAUAUAUUCGUUUUGAGAAAGCCACGUAUAGUUUAGGAUGCAUGUAACUGCAAACACAGUUGCCCUUAAAUGAACCCCUCU